Messenger RNA from Anisakis simplex (herring worm), 1344 nucleotides. The record is from the annotation of a GenBank genome assembly. NCBI's taxonomy places the organism in Eukaryota, Metazoa, Nematoda, Chromadorea, Rhabditida, Anisakidae.
GACGAUGCGCUGAGUACACCGUCGCCAUUAUAUGACGAAGACGAUAGUGAACCGUUGACGGAAUUCCCGACGAAAUUCGCCGGAGAUGGUUGGGAGUUAAUGGUGAGGCAUCCGAUAAAGAAGAAGAUGAUGGGCGAUCGCUACUGGAAACCGUGCUUUAUAAAAUUGAUCGGUAGCACACUGCAACUGUGCAAUUCUCGAACAGAUCAAAAACCCUUUCAAGAGAUCGUGCUACAGGCGACCUAUUCAUUGUCUGAUACGACUUUACAAGCGUACGAUGUGUACGGUAAAAUUCAUACAGUCAAGCUACAGUACGUAUUGUACAAAGAACGUGUCGGCAUAAGGCCAGGUCAGAUCAGUCGAUUGGUCGAGGGCCAUAUCACAAAAUAUGGUUUGCCACUGGAACAUUCGGCUCAGUGUACAGUGUUGCUCAAGUUUGGUUCACUGAAUGCUGGUGAAUUGUCGUCGUUCGUUGCGACCGUUGAGGAUGUUCUCUUCAAGUGUAUCGCAAAACGAGANUCUUGCGAGCACUCCUCAACGUUGCUGAAACGUUGCAUGAGUAAAGUCAAAACAGCAGAUGGAUCGUGUCCGAUUGAUUCUAAAGGUUAUGAGUUNACGGCUCCUAUCUAUAAGCAAGACGAAGUUCAGGUUCACUGCUAUGAUGAAUACUACGCUUAUGUGGAUAAACAUAAUAUAUUGAGCGAUCAAAAGGCUCGUGUGCGUCUGUUUUGUUUGGCGUUCCUUUCUGGAUCACCGUUAAUCGAGGUUGGAUUGAAUGAUCGACGACGACAGGGAAAGGAAAUUGUUCGUCGUAAAGAUAUUCUCCCGAUGUAUACGGAACGAUGGAUUCGCUUCGAGAAUGUUGAGUUCCAUAACACGGUCGAUGCGGACACAUUCGAUAAAGAGCAAGUGAUACGAUUCUCACCACCAGACGGAUGUUUCUUUGAGGUGAUGCGUUUCCGAAUAAGGCCGCCGCGAAAUCGAGAGAAACCGUUAUCGGUAAACUGUGUCAUGAAAAUCGCCGGAUCUAAAAUUGAAAUCCGUCUUGAAGCAAUGGUGGCCGCUCAGACAGAGAAAACAAAAGGUGGUAGGGUAGCAAAACGUCAAAUCCCAUGUGAAGAUAUUCAGAUCAGAUUCCCAAUUCCGGAAGCAUGGAUAUAUUUGUUCCGUGAGGAACGUCAUUGGGGUGUUGGCUCGGUGCACGCAAAAGUCAGACGUCCAGGGAAAGUGAAGGUUGGAAAAAAUGGAUUUCUAUCAUUUGUUGUCACUGAAACUUUUUUAACGACACAUUUUCAUGUUAUUGAUAUACGCCGUGAUGAAGCUGCAGAUGUGCGAUUCCCUUGA